CCUGCACCACUCAUUCACUCACUCCACUCAAAAGCAAAGCCAACAAAAUGGGAGAAACCGGAGGAGGCAAGAGAUGGAACUUUGGGGCCAAUGAGGUCGUUGAGCUAUCUUGUUCUCAGAACGUCCGCUAUUUUCUGAACCUCCUCGCUGAUAACCUCGACCGCAAUGACAGCAGACCUGUCAUCCCUCUCGGACACGGCGACCCCUCUCCCUUCCCUUCCUACCGUACUGAUCCAGCCGCAGUUGAAGCCGUCUGCGAUGCUCUCCGUUCAGCACAGUUUAACCACUACUCUACUACUUCUGGUCUUCCUAUCGCUAGGAAGGCAGUUGCAGAGUACCUCUCCCGGGGACUCUCUUACCAGAUCUGUCCGAACGAUGUUCAUCUGACAGCCGGUUGUCACCACGCCAUCGAUGUCUUGAUCUCCACGCUGGCGGUUCCAGGCGCCAACAUUCUGCUGCCUAGGCCAAGCUACCCCAUGUACGAUUCCCGAGCAGCUUUCAGCCAGCUCGAGAUCCGUCGCUACGACCUCCUUCCAGAAAAUGGCUGGGAGGUCGAUCUUGACGCAGUUGAGGCUCUUGCAGAUGACAAAACCGCUGCUAUACUCGUUAUCAACCCUUGCAAUCCAUGCGGAAACGUUUUCUCCCGUCAACACCUUCAAAAGAUUGCGGAAACUGCUAGCAAACUUGGAGUGCUUGUGAUCGCGGACGAAGUCUACAAGGAUAUAACCUUUGGGGAGACGCCGUUUGUGUCCAUGGCUGAGUUUGCAGAGAUUGUCCCAGUGAUGUUGUUAGGUUCGAUAUCAAAGAGAUGGUGCGUCCCCGGGUGGAGGUUUGGCUGGAUGGUUACACUUGACCCUCAUAACAUCAUGAAAGAUUCUGGGCUUGUUCAUAGUCUUGCCAACGUCCUCAACAUGUCGACAGAUCCCACAACUUUUAUUCAGGGGGCAAUACCUGAUAUCCUUGAGAAGACAAAAGAGGAAUUCUUCUCAUCUGUACUGGAAACACUAAGAGAAUGUUCAGAGAGUUGUUACGAGGAGAUAAAGAAGAUCCCUUGCAUCACUUGCCCUUACAAACCAGAGGCGUCAAUGUUCACUAUGGUGAAGUUAGAGUUAUCGGUUCUUGAAGAUAUAAAGGAUGAUUUGGAAUUCUGCUGCAAGUUGGCUAAAGAGGAAUCGUUGAUCAUCCUACCAGGUCGAUCUGUGGGGCUUAAGAAUUGGCUACGCAUCACCUUUGCCGUGGAGCCAGAGCUCCUUAAAGAUGGGCUUUCCAGGCUAAACAAGUUUGCACUGAGACACUCCAAGAAGAAGCAGCAGCCAUGAGAAUCUCUCUCUCAUUCUUCUCCAAACCCCCAAGCAAAUUAGUGUGACAUUGUUUAAAAAAAAAAAAAGACAUUGUUUGCUUUGUAUUAAAACUUAAAAUAAUAGUUUGUACUGUUUUAUAUUGUGAUUCUUUGUAAUAAACUUGCCAUGCUUUAUCCGCAGAUCUGCAGGUCGAGUCAUUUUCUUUUUAAAAAGUCUUUUUUGUAUAA
Molecule: messenger RNA, 1528 nt
Organism: Brassica napus (rape)
Lineage: Eukaryota; Viridiplantae; Streptophyta; Magnoliopsida; Brassicales; Brassicaceae
Product: tyrosine aminotransferase-like
Exons: 5
Coding region: 48-1319 (423 amino acids)
Biological process (GO): biosynthetic process; amino acid metabolic process
Molecular function (GO): pyridoxal phosphate binding; transaminase activity
Source: RefSeq, a predicted model, not a curated record